This is a messenger RNA of Mercurialis annua (annual mercury), 2839 nucleotides long. RefSeq lists its product as uncharacterized. The coding region runs from base 144 to 2702 and encodes 852 amino acids. The transcript has 9 exons. Gene Ontology annotation, molecular function: protein binding. NCBI's taxonomy places the organism in Eukaryota, Viridiplantae, Streptophyta, Magnoliopsida, Malpighiales, Euphorbiaceae. The record is from RefSeq and is a predicted model, not a curated record.
AACAACUUGCAGGAAAAUAAUCCUUACCAAAGACAAAGAAAAAUAGAAAAACCCCUAAACCCCAAGACAAAAUCAAGAUUAAGAAGCCAAUUUGUCCAAAAAUAUAAAAACUCAUCAUAUGUCAGUGUUCUUUUAAGCAAGAAAUGAUGGCAACAACAAUACCUGCUCACUUCAUUUGGAACCCUUCUUAUCUUCCACACUCGCAACUCACUUCCAAUCUCAGACCCAUAUCAAGAAAACCAAUUUAUAGUAGUACCCAUUUCCAUAUUAGUACUAAAAAUCCAAUCUUUAACCUCAAAUCUUCCUCUUUGCUCAAGGUUCUUGCUAGGGUCAGCGCUGAAAAUACUGGUGGCAGUGGUGGUGGUGGUGCCGCUCCACAGCAAGAGUACAGUAAAAUAGAUGAAACAAAACCUAGUUCAUCUGGUCUUGGCGACAAUUAUGUUGGCUUGUUUGUUCGGAUGCUUGGGCUAGACAAUGAUCCGCUUGAUAGAGAACAGGCUGUAGAGGCAUUAUGGAAAUAUUCACUGGGAGGAAAAAACUGUGUCGAUAACAUCAUGCAGUUUGGCGGAUGUGUCAAUCUCAUUGUAAAUCUUCUCAAGUCAGAUUCCGAUUCUACUUCUAAGGCAGCUGCUGGCCUUCUAAGAUCAAUAGCGUCGGUUAACGUAUAUAGAGAUGUGGUAGCAGAAAGUGGAGCAAUAGAAGAGAUAACUGGCUUACUUUUGCAAUCUUCCUUGACUUCUGAGGUAAAGGAACAAAGUAUUUGUGCUUUGUGGAACUUGUCUGUAGAUGAGAAUAUCAGAGUUAAAAUUGCAAACGAUGAUAUAUUGCCAUUUCUCGUUAAAUCCCUUGAGGACGAGGACAUAAGAGUGAAGGAAGCAGCUGGAGGGGUUUUGGCCAAUCUGGCAUUGACUCACUCAAAUCAUAACAUUAUGGUUGAAGCAGGUCUUAUUCCUAAGUUGGCAGUGUUCAUAAAAGCUGAAAUUGAAGAUGACUAUAAAGUCAUUAGGAAGGAAGCAAGAAAUGCCCUUGUGGAACUAUCGAAGAAUGAAUACUAUCGUAUUCUUAUCGUAGAGGAAGGCUUGGUUCCUGUCCCACUGAUUGGUGCAGCUGCCUAUAAGUCUUAUACUCCGGCUUUGCAUUCAUGGCCUAGUUUACCUGAUGGUAUGAAUGUUGAACGUUCUUAUAAGGGCCCUUCAAGAUUCGGUGCGUCUGAUUUGCUCCUCGGUUUGAAUGUUGAUGACAAAAAUGCAAACAUUGAGGACGCAAAGAUGAAAGCAAUAAUUGGAAGAUCUAAGCAACAAUUCCUUGCUCGUUCUGGAUCCAUAGAAGUCGAAGAUGCAAAAUCUUCUCAAACUGAAAUAUCUCCAAAAAGGCAGUUUACACUUUUGCCUUGGAUGGAUGGUGUGGCCAGAUUAGUUUUAAUUCUCGAACUUGAUGACGAGUCUGCCUUAUCCAGAGCUGCAAAUGCAAUUGCUGAUGCAUCUAUUAAUGAAGAAAUGCGAAAUUCAUUCAAGGAAGCAGGUGCUAUCAAGCAUUUAGUUCGGCUUUUAUAUCAUAAGAAUGAUGAUAUCAGACUUGCUGCUAUUGGUGCAUUGGAGAGAUUGUCUGCCAGCAAUGGCGUUUGCCAAAUAAUUGAAGCUGAAGGCGUUCUAUGUCCAUUGAUUGACAUCUUCAAAAACUCAAAUUCCUCCAAGAUGAUGAUGGAAAAGACCUUGAAUUUACUAGAGCAAAUAUUAGACCCUAGCAAAGAAAUCAAAUCAAAGUUUUAUGAUGGUCCAGUAAAUGGAUUUAAAAGCAGAUUAGAUAAAGAAAGAGCUGCGGAUUCUUCUGGCGGAUUAACUACAAGCGAAGAGAAAAUAUCCACUCACACCAGACAGAAUUUGCUGGACUCAUCUGUCAUUGCUCGCCUUGUGGAGAUGCUGAAGGAUCCGUCCUUGGAUAUACAAAGAAAAGCUGCUACUAUCCUUGAAUUUGCGGCAACGAAUGAUAAAAACACGGACGUACUCAUCUCGGGAAAUAUUGAAUCCGGUCUGAGUGCUGUUUUCCAACAAAAUGUAUUAAGUGAAUUAGAUCAUGAUAGUGAAAAUUAUCAGCCUGAGCUAUAUGCUCUUCAAGUCGAAGAGGCUGGUCAAGCAAUAUCUGCAGCAUCCCGGUUACUCACAAAGCUUCUAGAUUCAGAUCAAUUCUCCCGCACCAUUAACUCCGCUCAUUUUACUGAACUGCUGCGUAAAACUCUGAAGGCAGACAUCCCGCUUCAUUACAAGGACUGGGUUGCCGCUUGUUUAGUGAAACUCAGCACUAAACAUGGGUGUAGACUAGAAUUUGAGGAUCCGAUAAACAUGGAAAUAACUCUUUACGAGACUAUUCCGAGGCUAAUAGAGCAGAUAAAGUCCUCAUUCUUCCCGGAAGUGCAAGAAGCUGCAGUUGUAGAACUCAACAGAAUAAUUUCCCAGGGGAUGGUGGAUGGUACUCGAGCUGUUGCUUCUGCUGACGGAAUUUUUCCUCUGGUUAAGCUAAUCGAAGAAAGAAAUGAGAGGACUGCAGAAGCAGCAAUGUCUAUUCUAUAUAAUCUAAGCAUGGACAUCGAAAAUCAUUCGGCCAUUAUAGCUGCUGGAGCAGUACCGACUCUGAGGAAAAUUGUUCUUUCACAAAAACCGCAAUGGAGGCGAGCUCUUCAUUUGCUGCGGACAUUACCAACUUGAACAUGGCAAGACAGGUACCCAUGCGAUUAGUUACCCUGAGGUAUGAGCUUGUUGAUUGUAUAUAUUUAUACAAAUGCUGAUCAAUUUUGCUAUCUUUUGUACUACAAAUCAAUCACAUUUAUUUGCUUAUUCUCCUA